Leucoraja erinaceus (little skate) is the source of this 828-nucleotide messenger RNA. Its product is annotated as N-acetyltransferase 8-like. NCBI's taxonomy places the organism in Eukaryota, Metazoa, Chordata, Chondrichthyes, Rajiformes, Rajidae. The coding region runs from base 41 to 772 and encodes 243 amino acids. Gene Ontology annotation, molecular function: N-acetyltransferase activity. The record is from RefSeq and is a predicted model, not a curated record. The transcript has a single exon.
GACCCCUCCCGAAGCUCCUCCUCCAGCGGCUCCCUGGAACAUGGCAGCCGCCUACAAGGUCGGAGGGCGUCCCCGCUUCACCGUCCGCCCGUUCCGGGCCGGCGACUCGCGGGAGGCCUGCAGGAUAUUCUCGGAGGGUCAGAUGGACAUGCCUUGGCCGGCCUUCCGCCGGGCCCUACGGUCGUCCACCGCGCCCUGUCUCCUCCUGGCCACCGGGGCCGCCGUCUACGGAGCCGGCUGGCCGGUAACCUGGGUCGCUCUGGCCGUCACCGCGCUGCUAGCUCUGAUCUACCUGGCCUGUCGCCAGAUAUACGCCGGGUACGUGAAGCAGCAGCUGGAGACGGACAUGGCGGACAUUGAGGGGGCGUACGUGGGGAGGCCGGGGGCGGGGUUCUGGGUGGGGGAGGAGGAGGGGGGAGGUGGUGGGCUGCGGGGGGUGGUGGCGGCGAAGGAGGCCGAGGCACAGCCGGGCUGCUGCCAGCUCCUCCGUCUCUCGGUCGAUCGGCGAUGCCGCGGCGUAGGCCUGGGCCGCAGACUGACCCGCCGAGUGCUGGAUUUCGCCCGGGACAGCGGAUACCGAGAGUGUGUCCUGAACACCUCCACCGCCCAGCAGCCCGCCAUCCGGCUCUAUCUAGCCCAGGGCUUUCGGGUGACCAGAGACGCCGAGCCCAUGCCCGGACUGGCCCUGCUCUCCUGGGUCACCAACAUCUAUGUAUGCGAGCUGAGGCUACGGCUUGUGGACGUCGGUAAUUCCUACAAGGGGCCACCGUGACAUUGAGAGGGAACGUCAAUAAACGAAACGUCCUGACCGUAAACAGUCUCUGGGCU